AGUUUUGCAACUUUCCUGCUUGCCAGUGUGCCGAUCGUCUUUUCGGCCACUUUGCAAGCGCGAGGAAAAGAUGUGGCCGUUGGUGACAAGUGGAAGAACCAUGACGAUAUACACGCCCUUCCAGCUGAAGCUGCCUCUGGAGUCGAGGGAGAACUCCAACUUCGUUUUCAGCCCUUUAUCAAGGUUCUUGGAGGCUGCGUCCCUUUCCCAGCCGUAGAUGCUGAAGGCUAUCUCGGCGCUGGUCUCAAGCCCACCGGCAAGGGAAAUGGUGACUGUGGGGCGAGUGAGGGCCAGCUCUAUGUCAGAACUGGCAAAGUCAAAGAACGCACUGGAAUCAUGUACUCCUUCUAUGUCCCCAAAGUCAACAAGGAAAAUCGUCACUACUGGGCAUCCAUCGUUGUAUGGAUCUACGGUACCGACGUUAACACAGCGCAACCCGUCGGAAUCAGCUACCAAACUGACAACGGAGCGUACAGCGUUGGCUCAUAUCCCGCCACAAAGUGGUCUUCAGGCGCUAGCCUGGUGGGCAGACCCACGCAUCCGCUCGUCGCCUACUGGGGUAAGAAAGUCGUCGGACCCCUUACCGAGAACAUGGAAAACACGCUCAACCUCCCGAUCAUUGACUGGGAGAUGGUGCCGGAACCUGCGGAGAAACAGCUGGACGGUGUCAUUUACGAGCACACCUCUGUCCCCUUCAUCGACAAGAACUUUGGCAACAACCUUAACGAGGCGUUCGACGAGGGCUUUUACGCUGAUCUUCCGGGCGGCGACGGCGACGAGGAUGCAGGUGACCCCACCGAC
Molecule: messenger RNA, 801 nt
Organism: Colletotrichum phormii
Lineage: Eukaryota; Fungi; Ascomycota; Sordariomycetes; Glomerellales; Glomerellaceae
Product: necrosis inducing protein-domain-containing protein
Exons: 2
Source: RefSeq, a predicted model, not a curated record